Symbiodinium sp. CCMP2592 is the source of this 3147-nucleotide messenger RNA. The record is from the annotation of a GenBank genome assembly. NCBI's taxonomy places the organism in Eukaryota, Dinophyceae, Suessiales, Symbiodiniaceae.
AUGCAGUGCGUCGAGAUCACGGAAGACCUCGUCAUUGCGGGCGAUAGCUCAGGACUGAUGAGGAUGUGGUCGAGGACGUCUGGUGAACAUGUGCGGGACGUCCAGGUCGCCCAGAGGUAUGUGAAAGCGCUGGCGAUUUCUGGCGACAGCGUCUUUACUGGCGACUACGCCAACCUGGUACAGCAGUGGAACCUUGCCACCGGUCAGCGCGAGGCAGUCUUCACAGGACACAAAGCGGGCAUCGUGUCGCUGGCGGUUUCAGGUGACUUCAUUGUAUCUGGUGGUGGGGACGGUGCAGUUCUGCUCUUCGACCGGAGAACAGCCAAGGCCAUCAACGCCGAGAGCUCUGAGGUAACUGCAGAGCCUGUGCCAAGUCUGACAUUCGCAGACAUUUGUACCCUUACAGAAGACACACCUACACAUUUGCUUGAAAGCAGUUGUCCAGCAGGUGAUCCUUGCCGCUUGGCCCGUCACGCCAUGGCUCAUGUGCCCGAGCUCACGGGUGUUUGUGCGAUCCGGGUUCUGUCAGCUUUAACAGGAGAAUUGAUCCUUGAAGCACUUGUCGACGAGGCAGACUUAGUCUCCACACCUAACUUCCGCGAUGACCUUCGCCGAUACAUCCAGGCCAAAACCGGCAUUUCCUCCUUCAGACAGCAGCUGCUCCUUGAAGACAAGAUCAUCCCGGAAGCAUGUUCGUGGGAAAAUCUUGGUCGACCACAAGAAAUCCGAGUAACCUUUCAGCAGACCACGGAAGACUUCGGGGACGAACUCCUGGUUGCGGCCGAGAUGGGAUAUACCAAGAGAGUCCAACAAAUCCUUGAAAGCUUUCAAAACCCAGAUUGCGUCAGUCCCGAUGAAGCUAAAGAAUCUGCAGUUUUCAAGGCUUGCAAACGGGGCCACUUGGAAGUAUUGGAACUGCUUCUGCGGGCCGGUGCUGACUUGACCCACCCGGCAAGCGAUGGAAAGACACCUCUGCUGAUCGCAGCAGAGCAUGGACAGCUAGCUCUGGUUCGGAGGCUGGUGGAGGCAGGGGCUCACACUGACUUGGACAACGAAACGCAACGUGGCCACACCCCUUUGAUUAUGGCCAUUUUGAACGGCCAUUUGGAUAUCAUUCGCUACUUGAUUGAGGCUCGAGCUGACAAAGAAAAGGCUUUCAAAGACAACGAUCCCCCGCUCUUACUUGCGGUCGACGGUGCGCCAGCUGGAGGGCGGCAGGAGGCGAUCCGCUGCUUGCUCGAUGCCGGCGCCAACAUGGAGAGGAUGAACUCUCGCGGGAUGUUUCCACUUCUGAUGGCAGCCCAUGAAGGGCAAGUUGACAUUGUCUGCCAGCUGCUAGAAGCCCAGGCCAAUGUGAAUCAGACAGGGUCGGAUGGGCUGACGGCUUUGCUAGCUGCAGUCGCUGAGGGUCAUGUGGACGUCCUAAAGUGCCUGCUACAGGCCCGAGCCAACCCAUGCACGCCUUUGAAAAAUGGCAGCACGCCCUGGUCGAUUGCCAACUCCAUGAAGUAUGACCGGCGCCACCGCGAGAUCGAAGCGUGUGUCAAUCACACAGAGAUCCUCCAAUGUUUGCGUAAAGCCGGAGCGCAGGAGUUCGAGCUUGCAAAUGGGUUCGUCUGCAGCCUUGUGCUCACUGAUGAUCGGUUGCUGCUGCCGGACAGGGAUGAGCACAAGGCAGUGAGCAUUCGCCUCUUUACGCACACGGGUGACCUCGUCCCGGAGAACAUUCGAGACAAGAGGACCUACAAGUGCGGAAUGCCGGUGUGGCAAGUUGCAUCUGUUGGAAUGUUCAUCUAUGGGCUCUGUCGUGACUUCACCGUGAAGAAGUUUGCGGCAGGAUCGCGGCAGCUUCUGCAGACAAUCAGCGUGAAGGCCAUCUCGAAGGAUGCGAAGAACCCCUACGCCAUGAAGGUGAGCCAGGAGAGGAUCUUUGUGGGCUACAUCUCCUCUGGUGAGAUUGGCAUAUUUUCGACAGAAGAUGGACGGAGGCAAAUGGAGAAAGCCUUCGUGGGACACCAAGGAGCCUGUGGGACUGCCCAGCUGCGCAGCGGGCAGCGAGUUUUCCGCUUCCUUGAAGAUGUGCAUUUCGCACAGACGGAGGUGUCCAGGGAUACUGUACCAAGGGGCCCGUCCACUCUCGGUUGCUUCCCUGCCAUGGUGUCUUUCGGUGAGUAUGCUGGGCUGCAUAACUUCACGGCGGGUGCUGGAUUGGGUGUCGUGCUGGGUUUUGCCUUCGAAAAGUUCCGACGACACGUCGUCCGCAAACGAGAAGCUCCAAUGGUGUUCGAGACAUGUGUCGUCCACAGACUGACCUCGUCUGAGGGGCUUAAGUAUAAGCUGCUCGUCUCGCUACCACUGCAGUACCACACCGCCGCCUUACGGGCACACUAUCCUGUAGUUUAUGCUUUCGACGCGGAGCCGUAUCUGUUUCCACUCCUGGCUACUGCCGCACGUACGGAGCACUUUUUCAAGAGAACAACUUGGUAUCCUGACCUCAUUGUCGUUGGGAUCGUCGCCGACAUCGAGGAAGACUUCUGCAAUCAUGACAGCUCCAUCAAUGUCAGAGGUCUGUGGGAUGCUUUGCGUCCGACUCGUGCGAGGGAUUACCUGCCAACUGCUGCUGAGAGUCCCUGGGGUGCUCCAGGGGCUGUUUCUUUAAAGGACAUCUCAGGCCAUGCCACGACCUUUGUCCGCUUCCUUGCCUCGAAGAUCGUGCCCUUCGUUGACACGACUUACCGCACUCAGAAGGAGCAACGCGCUUUGAUCGGGAAAUCCUUCGGAGGGAGCGGAGUAGCCCAUGCCAUGCUGGAUGAUGUCUGUUCAAAGCUAUUCCAGUAUUUCCUUCUGGGUUCGCCAUCUCUGGCUUGGGAUGACAAGGCCUUCUUUCGUCUGGAAGAAGAGACCUGCAAGUCCAGGACCUCUUUAGCUGCACAUGUCUAUGCCUCCUGCGGCUCCAAAGAAGAGGCGCAGAUGCAGACUCUCCGCGACUUCAAGGUUGUUCUGGAAAGCCGAGGGUAUUCCAACCUCUCCGUCACGUUGGAAGUUGUGGAUGGAGAGGACCAUGGAUCGCUGUCAUACCCCUUCGCUUGUAGAGCCAUGCGGUGGCUUCGGGAUGAGAUGUACAGUCUACAGAAGCAGGAACCUUGA